CGAGACUUAAGGAAAUAAUGUACAGGCCCAGAGGCUGGAGGAGGGGCGUCUGCGCAAGGCUGAGCAGGAUGCAAAGAUGCGGGAGCUCAUCUGCCAGAACUCUGAUGUCGUCCGGCAGAUGGCUAUGCUGGAGGAGAGCCUUCGGCAGAUGACGAUGCGGGCGGAGGCCGCAGACAGGGGCAAGGCCGAGGCUGAGAGGUUCGCAGCUGAAGCCCUUGAGAGAGCCUCUAAGGAGGCCGAGGCCGCCAAGGCGGAUGCCGUCGAGAAAGCCCGAGAGGACGCCGUCUCCGGAUUUUUGGCAGGGGGUGGCGAGCAGAGGAGCACAAACAGUGGCUGUCCUCGGUCGUGGAGUCCUCGGUCGACGAGUGGUGUGACGGGCCCGGCGUGGAAUGGGUUUCCCAGAAGGGCAAACAAUACUAUGAUGGGGGUGAGUUUUUUACUCAAGCCCUCAUCUACCGGAGGAUGGCCCGCCACUUGAAGAUCGAGCAAAAGGACUUUGACCCGGCGGCAUACGGACUUCCCCCCUGCAGCCAGAUGUCCGUGUUCCUCUCCCCACGGAUGUCGAGAGGCCCGACCUGGAAGAUACGGAGCUGAUGAAGGAGGCUGAGGGAGACGAAACUGAGGUCGGCACAGAGGUCACUUCAAAGCCUUUGGAAGAGGCUGCCCUCGAGGAUGUUAAUAUCUGAUUUGUAUUUAACAAAUUCUGAACAAUUCUGUUGUAGUGAAUGCUUGUAUGCCCUUGGCCUUCGGCCCCUUUGUAAUGCACACUUUGAAUUUUCCUUUCCUCGAUGAAUGAAUGCUUGCCUUCGGGAUUUUUGUAUACAAUUCGUUUCCUUUGACUGUUGUUCUUUGAAUGUAUGCCCUCGCCCUUUCUGAAUGUAUGCCUUCGUUUUUCUGAAUGUAUGUUUAGGACUUAGAAUAUAUUCUUCCAAGUAUAGUACCUCUCGUAGCCCUCGGCUACUAGGCCUAUCUAGUCAAUGGAACCUUUGUUCGAGGGCCCAACGUUCAGGACUUAGAAAUAUUUCCAAGUGUUUGUUCAUCUGUUGGCCCCCGGCUAACUCUUUCCCUCUGGUUCUGUGCAGCCUUCAUGAGAUAACCGGAGGCGAGAUGUUUAGGACUUAGAAGAAUUUUUCUAAGUGUUUGAAUACAGUCUAGCCUUCGGUGAUUGGGUACCCUUCGCUGACUGGAUGUAUGACCGAGGGCCCAGAAAUAGUUAGGACUUAGAAAAUAUUUCUAAGUGUAGUUUUACCAAGUCUUCAACCGUGUGACCCCUCGGGCUGCAUAGAGAUUUGACUGAGGUCAAAAUAUGUAGGACUUAGAAAAUAUUUCUAAGUGUGGUUUGCAUGAAGGCGGAGCCUUCGGGUGAAUGUGGUGAAUGUGAGGACCUUGUCUCAGAUGCGCCCUCGGCUGGCUGGUGGCCCCCACAGGGGGCAAAGUAUUUAGGACUUAGAUUAUUUUCUCUAAGUAUUUCCUGCUGCUGGCCUUCGGGCGGGGACCCUUCGGCUGUAUACGUUGUAGGUUUAGGAUAGUUUCCUUUGCCUUGUAAUGUUGGCUCGUGGCAACAAAAAGCCUUCGGUUGUUAGUUAUGUCCCCACAAUGUCGAUAUAGGAGAGUUUGUAAUCCAAAUCUAGCAUAAAAAGGCAGACUCCCUCGGGAACUGUCUGGAUGUAUCUCCUCGGCAUGUAGUGAGGUGCCGGAGGUGAUUCUUGAUUUGGUUUGGCCACCAUCUGAUAGCUUUGUUAUAUAGUAGCCUUUGGGGACGUUUUGAGCUGUCGUUGGCUGAGCUUGUCG
Cuscuta europaea is the source of this 1791-nucleotide messenger RNA. The record is from the annotation of a GenBank genome assembly. NCBI's taxonomy places the organism in Eukaryota, Viridiplantae, Streptophyta, Magnoliopsida, Solanales, Convolvulaceae.